Anneissia japonica is the source of this 358-nucleotide messenger RNA. RefSeq lists its product as uncharacterized. The transcript is spliced from 3 exons. Lineage: Eukaryota; Metazoa; Echinodermata; Crinoidea; Comatulida; Comatulidae. The record is from RefSeq and is a predicted model, not a curated record. The annotation marks the transcript as partial.
AUUCGAAACCAAGAUGAUAUGCUUGCAAAGAUGCAGAUGAAAAUACCAAUCUUCCAUUGCUACGGCCACCAGGCUUCCUGUCAGGUGGAGUUUAAUCCAAGAAGAACCACAGGAUUUGGGCUGACCGAUGGUGAAGGUAUUGAAAGACUAUGGUCAUAUCUAAGGUGUUUUGCAAGAAUAACUAAAGAAAUGACACCAUCCCACCGAGUAGAUUUACUAACUGAUGCCCUGCUACAUUAUGCUAAGCGGAAAGAGAGAAACAUUGGGAAGGUUCUUGUGCAGAAGCAUAGUAAAGCAGUAUCAAUUUUGAAGAAUACUGAGAAGGAGAUUGGAGAUAAAAUCAGGCUCAUCAAUAAAG